UAACACUUCUAAUAACCUAAUAACAAAACCCCUAACCCUAAGUGACACCCACUCACGUAGCACCUUCCUCAGUCUCUCCCUCAAUCCCUAACCCCUAUUCUCAGAAUCUCCAUUCUCCUCCAUAGCGCCUCCCUCCCUCAAUCUAUAGAGUCGUAGACCGUGGCAUGUCCCUUCCUCUCUCCUCCAUCCACGACGCCCUUCUCCUGCCCCGCCAUCCUUCUCACGCAAUCCGCAGCGGUGGUGCAUUCUACAUCGCCAAGUCGCGAGUCCCUACCACGGCGCUCUUCUCCGUUGCCAAGAAGACCGCGCCAUCACCAAGCACCUUUUCGUCGUUGUCAACAAACAGCCCUCUCCAUCGCCAAGAACCCCACAAAGUUGGUAGCUGAGAACAGCAUCCACGACCUCUUGAUUCUCGAAGCUUCCGAUCGAAUCGGCGGCAGGAUCCGGCAAGAAAGUAAAGGAUGAGAGAAUCAUGAAGCCGGUGAUGAAGUCCAAGAUAUAAAUAUCUACCUCUUUCACUUUCUUCCUUUUUUGUUUGCUUCGAUUUUUAUUUUUUAUUUUUUUUGGUGACUUGCUUCGAUUGGAUUUGUUCUCAGUUACAUUCUUUUCUUGAGUGAACAUCAAAUUCAUUUUUGAAAUAAUAAUAAUAAAGAUCCAUUACCCAAAAAUCGGCUUAUACCUACAACCUCGGGAUCAGAAUCAGCAGGAUACAAUAACUUUCCCUCAAAUCUCUCCACACUCAAACUACUAAAUCCCCAAAUGACAGACCACCAACAAAAGACCACGUCAAAACCAGUAACAGAAAUACGAAUAACGGCCUGAAAGUAAUUCAAUAUAUACAAGUGACUCAUUUAGUCAUAGGUACGCAAUUUAUUCCACUCUAAUUUGAAUACUCCCACAUAAUUACUUACCUGAGUGUUGGAGUCCCUUUGCAGGUACCAAACACCACCUUUCCAAGAAGAAGACGACGUUCCUCCUUCCUGCUUCAACAAAAAGAAGUUCAAGCAUAAACAGAAUGAGCUAUACCUCGGAUAUCUCUCUUACGCCGGAACAAAUAAUAAUAGUAUUGUGUUAAUGAAAUUUACUUAGCAUUGUUGUUUGGUUUAUUUAUUUAGGAAAAACUACCAUUUGUACCCAUAAAUUUUGCGAACACUGACAAAAAUACCCAUCAAACAAGAAAACUAACGUUGUACCCAUGAAAGCUUUGGAAUUUGGAAGAGUGACUGCUUAAUUGGUUUAUGAACUGAUUUAGCUGUUAGAAAUGCAUGAUUGUCUGAUGGAUUUUGUAUUGUUUUGAUUGUUAAUUUGAAAUCAACUUUGUGUAGCUGAUACUAAAGUGCACCAAAUAGAUGCACAUUUAUGAGAUGCACCUCUAGUCAUCAUUUAAUAUAUUUCUAAGUGACACUUUUAAAUAUGCAGGACAAGUAAUUAAAAGAUGGGAUGAAGGUAUUAGAAACAUGAAUAAAGGUGAAAAUGGUCUUUUCACCAUCCCACUUGAACUAGCUUAUGCUGAAUCCGGUUCUCCUCCAACAAUUCCGUCCAAAGCAACUCUUCAAUUUGAUGUUCAGCUGUUGUCUUGGACUAGUGUGAAGGACAUAUGUAAGGAUGGUGGCUUGUUUAAGAAGAUACUUGUUGAGGGAGAGAAAUGGGAGAACCCUAAAGAUCCUAAUGAAGUUCUAAUUGUUGAGAUUUCUAUCAGAGAUUCACAGAUAUAUAGCUGGAGACCAUAGAAAAAUGAAGUAAAGACUAUUUAUUUACAACAAAGGUUGCAACGCUAAUAUGGAUAAAAUGAGGCAAAGACUACUUGCUGAAAAGUCCGGAUGUUGUUUAAGAAUUAGAUUAGUUUCUUUCUAAUAUAGAAUUGUAACUUUUUAAAUAUUUAUUUUAGAAGUUGAAUUUAUUUUUUUUAAACGUUUUAUUCAUAUUUAAUGAUGUACAUAAUUUUUAUAAAUCAAUGGAAGAUUAAUGUUUUAGUAUUUUUUUUAAAA
Molecule: messenger RNA, 1988 nt
Organism: Arachis stenosperma
Lineage: Eukaryota; Viridiplantae; Streptophyta; Magnoliopsida; Fabales; Fabaceae
Product: 70 kDa peptidyl-prolyl isomerase-like
Exons: 3
Coding region: 1458-1730 (90 amino acids)
Biological process (GO): protein peptidyl-prolyl isomerization
Cellular component (GO): cytoplasm
Molecular function (GO): peptidyl-prolyl cis-trans isomerase activity
Source: RefSeq, a predicted model, not a curated record